Molecule: messenger RNA, 1232 nt
Organism: Pocillopora verrucosa
Lineage: Eukaryota; Metazoa; Cnidaria; Anthozoa; Scleractinia; Pocilloporidae
Product: small ribosomal subunit protein uS10m
Biological process (GO): translation
Cellular component (GO): mitochondrion; ribosome; mitochondrial small ribosomal subunit
Molecular function (GO): structural constituent of ribosome
Source: RefSeq, a predicted model, not a curated record
AUGGCGGCGUUACGAUAUGUUGGCGUGUGUAGAUGCGUAAACCUAGGACGGCGUUUUAAGCCUGUAUUGACGACCACUGGUUGUCUGCCUUCAAAGCAUGAGGUAUUAGAAUUAACUGGUCAAACUUCACUUGUUGGACUUUUUCACCAACACAGGGGAAAAGGAUUCUUGGGUAGUGAAAGGAUCUGUGGGAACAAGCAUCUUCAUUCCAAGCAGUUUUCAACUGAUUCUGGACAUUACAGUUCAAACCCUAAAAAGAAAACUCUGUACUCACUGAUUAACAUUAAAUACAAGGGAAGUGAUGAAGCUGUGUUAAGGAGUUACACUAAGUUUAUGACAAUGGCUGCAGAACAUCUAGACAUUGAUAUCUCUAACAGAAUUUUGCUACCAAUAGCAAUUGAAAGGCACACACUUCUGAAAUCACCACACAUUAACAAGAAGCACAGAGCACAGUACGAGGUUCGGACACAUGGGCGCAUGUUACAGGUUAGGAAUGUAACCCAAGAAACAGCAGAUGUAUUCCUUGAGUACAUUCAGCGUAACAUACCAGAGGGAGUCAGUAUGAAAGUAGAACAAACAGAGCUGGAAUCAAUCUCAGACUACUUUGAGCUGCCUCCUGAAGCACAAGAAUUCCUCAAACAACAGGAAAGCAAUCAAAGGACAACAUAAUAAUUUUACUUCUGAUCACACCUCAUACUGAGAGCAAUCAACUUUUGCUGAAUAUUGUGUAUAGUUGUGAAGGAAAUCAGUUUCAAAUAUAACAGUAACCUAAAGAGCUGGGUGUCACAUAUAACUAGCACUUUCUUAUAAAAUAUUUCUACCAUUAGUAGGAAGGUUGAAACACUUGUGGCAUUACUGUGAUGUACUACAACCAAAGAUACUGUGGACAUUAAAAUCAAAAUGAUAUUUAGAGUUGAAGACUGAGAAAUGUUGCAAUUUUAUUUUGAUUUCUAAAUACAAUAUGGAAUGUAUCUUUUGAGUACCUCAUAUUGAAGGCAAGAUUUCAAAAGUUGGGAUGCAAUCAUUUUAGUUAGCUAUUAUGAUGGGGCCAAAAAUUACUGUGUGACUUCAUUAAAAACAAGCCCUCAGCAGAUCUCAAACCCCAAGGCUAUUCAAUCUGGAGUCCCCAAGGCACUCAUCCUUACACCAAUUCAUCUUUCAUAACCAUGUGUUCACACUUCCUGAAAACUGUACCUGAUUUACUCAUAGAGUUGAGAGGGAAUUGAAAAAAA